Pocillopora meandrina is the source of this 9010-nucleotide messenger RNA. The record is from the annotation of a GenBank genome assembly. Lineage: Eukaryota; Metazoa; Cnidaria; Anthozoa; Scleractinia; Pocilloporidae.
AUGGCAGCUAAGGAGAAAGAAGACGCGAAAGUUCAACCGUUGAUGAUAUUUUAUGAUAGUGAAGCCGCUAAUGGAAAUGUUUACUGUGGCGAUAUCAUUGAAAUAGCUGCAAAGUGCCAUCCUGAUGUUGUGAAAGGUUCUUUUCAGUCGCUGAUAAACACCAAACAACCGCUGUGUGCCUUCGGUAAGUGAACGUUGUUUAUGCGCUUCUUGCAUAACAUCGACACGAUAAAUCUACACCGUCAGCAACUUUGUGCUCUUUGUGACGCCGCUGCAUUUCAAAGAAAAAGCUAUGUGUGAAGAAAUUUUUUUCUGUAAAGUUUUUGCACGGACUGGAAAAGAGCCAAAGAUUCAUAGAAAUGGGAAAGAAAGCCUUCAACAUCUGAACAGCGUCUUAUAAUUUGCCAAGAAUAACAGCGCGUGCGAAGAAGCGCAUGUCUGUUGAUUCGACGGAAUUCAAAUUAUUUCCUAAUUUUCCCUCGAUCUGCUUAAAAUUUCACUUUUACCGAAAUUUGAAGACAAUUAAGACUCCCUCUCACGAAAAUGCUCCUUUAGAAACUGUCUCAACUCGUUCAGGCUUUUACAAUGUGUUGGUAUUUCCGGUAUGUUAAUUGCCAACGCCAUAAACACAGGCUUCGUCAUGUAUUUCUGAACUAGUCUCAAUCCUGUUUUCGACACCGGCUCCUUUUCUCUUGGUCUACCUUCUUCUCGAGUGGUCUAUUUGUUUUAAAGUAAGAAGGCGAUGAUAUGAUUUUUAAAUUUGCUGUGGGUGCAACGAAUCUUUUUUCGUUUUUUAAUCCCAUGGAAGAGCUCGAGUUCAUUGCGAAUAUAAUUGUUAGUAAACGAACUGUGAUUUAGUUAACUAAUUGAUUUGGAGGGAAAUGACCUAUUAUUUUCCUUUUUUCUCAAGGUGUUGUCGCACUUUUAAUACUACAGAUAAAAAUUUUGAGCUUCUUCAUAUUUUUUAAAACAAGAGAGUAUAGGAUAUUUAUUUUCUGCCGAAUGACAGGAAGAAAUUUACAGUAGCCUGGUAAUUCCAAAUUGAGUUUUAUUGGUGGUUAUCUCAAAGAGUUCAAUAUUGAUGAUAACAAACACAAUAUUUAAGCUUUUUACUUUUUCACUCCCAAGAUCUCUUUAGUAAUUCUCCUUACAGCAUGGCAAACAGUUCUCAUAAUGAUGGUUUGGAGAAUUUGAUAUUGAAUUAACUAUUAAACCCCUAAUUGAUAUUUUUCUCUUUUCAUCACUUGUCUUCUUGAUAUUGCAUUGAUAUUGUGAGGAUGCAUUCUGUUUUGGUCAUUCAUGGGAAUUAAAGGACAAAUUCACCACCUGUGUUUUGAGAACUUUAGCUACAGUUUUGGCAUACACUGCACUCUAAAUGUUUUUUAAAAAUAAACUCAUUUUACAGCCAAUACUACAAUUUGGUUAACUUUUUCAUAGUUUAAUUGAUAUAUGGAAUGGAGUGGUGAAAUAAGAAUUUUUAUGUUUUUUUAAUCAGAACCAAAAUUAUUGGAUAUAUACAGUCUACAGACAUAUGUAGUAUUUGCACUUAACCUUUAAAGUCCAUGAGUGGUCAAGAGAGAAUUUCUUCUUACAAUAUUUAACAAUUAUUUAUCAAAGUGGAGGUGAAUAGUACUGGAUAUUUACUGAGCUGCAGUAUAUACCACUCAGAUAACAAGAAAAUAAGUUCAUUUCCUUCCAUUAUAAGCAAAUGGUCGAACAUUAAACUCUUGAUUGGCAAUUUUGUCUUACCAGGUCCUCAGAGGUGAAUAGCACUUGCUAUUGACUUCCUAACUAGCCUAUCAGUACACGUGAAACUACACUAUUCACUUGUGGGGUAUAUACUACUAAUAUUUACCUGUGGGGUAUAUACUUACAAUAUACAUAGAAUACUUCAAGGAGGUCUGCCUGUAUGGUACAAUAAUAUACACAAAUUGGUAGUAUUAAUAAUUAAAUGAGUGAGGCAGUAAAGAAGUGAGAUUUCUGAUACAAACCAACGGGAGGGGAAAUACCAUACAGACAGACUUUCCAUGAUGUGUUAUGUUCAUUUUAUCCAUACAGAGACUCCAUUCUCAUUUACUGACAACUUAUAGUUAGGCUGUGAUAGGGGAGGAGGAUGUCAAGAGGUGGAGAAAAAAAAUUUUUUGAUGUUACUGUAGUCUUUUUAUUUAAUAGUCUAAACAACUUGUAUUUCCUAUUGUGUACUCACAUCAUGUCUAGCUGCCAGAGAUUGUGGUCUGUCACAGGAGGAUCUAAGCAACAAGCCAUUCUUCAGGGAGAUUUUUCUUAAAUUUCUUUCCUGGAUAGAUGACAUGGUGAAAUUAGCCAAAAAGAAACAUGGGAAGCAGUUUUUUCCAGGUAAAGUACUUGAUAUAGCGGUUCUUGGGCUAGAAAUCAAACAUGGUAGUGUUCCCUGUGUGAUUAAAUUUAAAUGUAUUUUUCUCAGGGGUUCUUGUAAAUAGAAAUUUGGUGGUGGUGUCCAGAUACUGCAAGUAUCAUGUAACCCAACAAAUGCAGUAGAAUAGAAAAGUAAAUAUACCCAGCAACUAAAAUAUCAGGUAGAUGUUUCCUUACAACUGAUUACUAACACCAUUUCUAUUCUUGUUUUUCAGUGUUGUGUGCACACCAUGGCUAUCAAUUUGACUUCUUGAUUUUACUGAACAACAUGGAGAGGUGUGGAUUACAUCACUCAAUUUUGACCCAGCACAAUGUUCAUUUUGCAGAUACUUUGGUUUUCUGUCAUGAGGUUGGUGCAUGGUUUGGUUGCAAAUCUUGUGUGAACUUGCACUGAAUCAGUUAGUUAAAACAGUUAUGCUUGUGUAUGUGAUGCACUUAUGUUGUGGUUCAAAUUUUAAUUUUCUUUGAUUUUAGACUCUUUGUCAUGCAGUGCCACAUGCCAAAACAAAGGAAAGUAAAAUUUGAACUGAGGAUAGAAAUGAAACAACAUGUACACAUAAUUUGCGCUUUAAAUUUUUAUUGAACCUAUUGUUUUAGUUUAACUGUAAGGACCUGUGGUUGUAUUGAUUUUGAUGAGGAAUACUUUGUAAAAUUAAUGGAUGUGAACGUUGGAAACCUGAAAGUAACACCUAGGAAAUUGUUCCAUCUUUUUCUAACCUGUACCUAUAAAUUGUUAUGAGUUGCAAUAACUUAACAUAUUUACCCAAUGAUAUCAUUGCAUGUGAAUAGAACAAGAGAGAUGGUAAAUUUUGUUUCAUCUGAACUUUGUAAUAGACUUCACUCACUGUGGAGUCUCUGAGGCUCAGUGAUAGAGCAUUGGAUCGUGCAAUCCGAAGGUCUGAGGUUCAAUUCCUCAUGGGGAUCUAGAAUUUUUCUUUGUCCUACUCUUGUGAAAAGACAAAAAACAUCUUUCCCUAUCUCGAUAUCAUUGAAAUUUGUUUAACUGUUAGUAUUAAUGCAGAAGAAGGACAAAUGAUCAAAUAAUCAUAUGAUGUACCUUUUGAGGUAAAGAGAGGAAAGAGCCUCCUUCCCUACCCAUUUCAAGAAAUACCUUGGCAUGCACAACAUACAUCUGUUUUAUAUUUUAUAUGUUCACAAGAGACAAUCUAACACUUUGCUUGCAGAUAUGUUCUUAGCUUGUUUUAAUUUAUUUUUUUAUUAAUCUGCAUGUAUUUUUCAUGAAAAUGUUGUCAUGAGCAUAUUGAAAGUCAUGCACAAAAAUGAAUCAAAACCUUCAAAACUGCUUUAAAAAGAUGUGAAGGAAAUGUUGAUUACAUCUCUUUGAACUCUCCUUUUGUUUAGUUGAAAGACAAUGGGGAGAAGUUGUUGGCCAACACAAGACUGUCCCUUGAGGCGCUGUAUAGAAAAUUCUUUCCAAAGAAAAUUUUUAAAGGUAAUACUGUCAAAGGAGGUGUGAUGUAUACAUGUGCAGUAUUCUUAGAGGUAUUUUUGAACAAUUCAUGAAUUCAGAACAUGACCAACUAGGUUUGCCUUUAUAUGGUCUGCUGAUGUGUUUCAACCUAGCAUCGGUAACAUAGUUUUGUUGGCCUCUCCUGUGCAGUACCCAAACUAUCAUUUUGAAACAUAAUUCAUGGAACAAAACAGUUGGAACUAGUGCGAGAAGAAAUAUAGUUUGUCUCUUAGAUUAUUUAUUUGCACGACAUUCAUUUUCCCUGAUUUUGUGUUGUUGACCAUCCAAUCAAAUCCCUUACUCUAUCUGUGUGUCAAUGCACUUUCCUCUGACUUUUUAGCUUUGGUUAACUCAGAAUCUCUACAAUCAAUUUCGGAAAAUUAAGUUGCAGUGGUACUCUUGUAAAUUUUAGUGUUAAAACAUUACUAGAAAAUGUAUUUUAGCAAAGUUCCAUUUUGGCUUUUCAGACAGACACAGAGCCAUGGGUGAUGUAGAUGGAAUGGUUAAGAUCUUCACACAGACACCACUCCGCAAACUACUUCGCCUCUUGAAGUAUUCAUCUACCAAAGAAAGGUUUGUUCCAUCAUAAACUGUCGCUUGGGAAUGUCUGAAGGGAAUCAGAAUGAGUACAACUUUCAUAUUGAACUAAGAAUUGUGUUGUCCAAAGAGAAGAAGUGAGAUUGUAUGAAGGGAAAGUAAAGCUAGUGUCAUUUUCUACUAACUUCAAAAGCCAUGUACUCUUAGAUUUGAUUGAGGUUGGUUUUGUCCCUUCUCCUGGGUAAAGUCAACUUGCGUGUAGUUUGACCUGUGGUGAAUUUAUUUUAGGUACCUUUUUAUUGGAGAAAGCAGCUUUCACUAUUGAGUUUCAAGCUCAUUUGAACACAAUUUUCAAACAAUUUGAUUAUGGGUUGAGUCUCAAUACUCAGUUAUCAGUAAAUUUUCAAAUAUUCAUGUACUGUGGAAUGGAGGCAACAGAAAUAAUGUGGAUUCUAGAACGUGUGUCUUCUCCAAAGUAGUUACAUAUAUAAGUCCUUGGCAAUUCUGGUUUUGAAAUGGAGCAAGUCCAUCAUUUUUAUUUCAAUAACAAAGGAGAUAUUAUGGAAAUGUAUUUAAUAUUUAUCAUGAACUAAAAUUUAUGUUUGUAGAUUGGAGUAUUACAUCUCUCAGUGUGGAAAAAAACAGCAACAAGCCAUUUUAGAAGGUUGGUCAGAUGGGUAUGCGUUACUUAGUGAGUGGUAUGGAUUCAGAUGUUUGGAUUUGGGAGUAGGAGGCGUAGAGGGCGCUCUGAACUAUGAAAAAUAUAAUAGAUGCACAUGGACAUCUGAGGGUGGUGAUCUAACAUCUGGUUAUACUGAGUACACUAGCUUUGUUUUCGUUGCUUACAGGCUUUCAAACUGUAUUUAUCGUACAGUUAUAGAACUGAUUAGUAAACCAUCUCUUUUUCUCACCAAUUUAGAUAAACUGUGUAAGCUGGAUGCAUGCAGUAAGAAUAUGUCUAUAAAGAAACUCUUAAAGGAGGGAAUUACGUACAACACUCUCAAAAGAAUCUUUGAAGAUUGCUGUUCUUUUAUGGAUUUUUAUGAAGUCAUGAAAACCUAUGGUAUUGAAAGGAAAGUGUCAAAGGUUAUAGCAUUACAUUUCGGUGGACAAGGGCUUCAAAAUCAUGGUUUAACAGCAUACCCAAGGUUGUACGAAGAGAAACCAAACCAAGCGAGUUCAGAAAGUCACCAUGCUGAAAGUAAACCACAACCAAACAUGGUAAGUGUGAACAGCUUAGAAGAUGGCAAGUUAUCUGAAAGAGAGAAUGGUACUGAGGACUGGGAGAGAGACUUGGUAAAAGCUGCACCUCGAAGUAGCUUCACCCUGAAGUGUACUACUCCUGCUCCUCUGAGCCUGGUUCUUGAUGACUUAUCGUACACUCAUUCAGAGAAGAAUAAAAUAGGCGUUGAAUCUCCAAUAGGAAAAGUUAAAUCUGAAAGAACUCAUUCCUCGCACAAAUCUGAAGGAGAACAUUCCCUGUCUGAGAUGCAAAAUGUUGAAGUCGGUAAUAAGAGUUCACGGGGAAAAACCUCCGGAGCUGAAGCUAGAAAGGGUUCUACUGACUCAGCACCUCAUGCACCAAAGCAGAGAGAUGAAAAGACUGUCAAAGGGAGGAAAUCUUUCAGAAAAAAGAAACCAGACGACAUGCUUUCCAAGGAAGUCGCCUUUUCAGGAAAAGACAACAGAAGAGAUCUAGUCAAACCGAGGCAGUCCAAGCUAAUAAAUCCUUCUGUAAAUGACAACUACAUUACAAAAAACAAACCAUCCGCUCCCUGUUCGUCUUCUGAUAAAGGUAAACCAGAGAGUGAGCUGAAGGAGCAAGCUUUUGAUGGAUGUUGCUCCCCAACUGAAUGUUCAGUAGCAAAGUUACAGCUUACAGAAAUUUCUGGCGCUUCGUCCACAACAAACCUGGAGCAUAAGUUCGCUAGUGUUCUUAUAGGAGACAUUGCUAUUCUCGUUCCUGUUGAGUGCGAUGGCAAAGAUUGUGAUUCUAAUGUAACUGGUGUAAAUGAACCUGAAGCACAUACUCUAGGGAAGAGCAAGGAACUUAGUUCGACACAAAAAAGUCCAGUCUUUGACAAUGUACCUUCAGUCCAUGCUGUGCAAGGACCAUUUGAAACACACUUUGAAGACCUGACUGAAGGAGAUAAUUUCGAUCCUAACAAGAUAACGAAGUCUUCACAGCAGAAUUGCGAUCUACCUCCAGGUAAUUCGGUGAAACCUGUUGUGCUGAAUUUUCCCUCAGAGCAUGAUCGGUCUCUUCUAAAAUCACCUGAAAGUUCUCAUGAAACAUGCUUCGAAGAGCAACCUGAAGUCAACGAAUCAAAUCUUAGUGGUGCCAUUGAGGUGCAGUUUGAAUCGUGUGAAGAAAGUACCCUGAAAUCUAGUUUUGUGGCAUCUGCUGUUCGGUCUGACGGAGACACGUGUCAUGCACACCCAUCAUCUUUGGACUUUGAGCAGUCUCCUGGAAAUGCCCUGGUACAUGAUCAAAUAACAUGUGAAGAAGAGAAAGAAAAUGUUAGCAAUUAUUUACAUGAAGUAAGGACAAGUACCAACUAUUUCGUUCCUCUUGUUAACCUUUCAAGUAGUGGUUUUCAGGCUUUGAAGGAAACUGAUCAAGGCAACUCUAAAUGUAUCUUUGAUACGAAUAGUUACUUCAUGCAUGAAGCGUGCUCGGCAAACAAACCCCCAUGUCUUAACGGCUCAACGGUAGAAAGAACCAGUGGUUUGAUUUCUUCAUGGGAAGAAAUGUCAUGUGCUCAUUUACCAAACUCUGCUUUACCACCGUCCAGUCCGGUAGAAAACCCCUCCCUUGGAAGCUGUGGUAUGAAUCAGGGUUUUGCAUCUGACCUUACAAGCACUGAGAGUACAAUUCAGGCACGUGGUGAUUUCCUUGCUGAAUUGUCAUCAGAGAGCAGCAGUGCUAGUGAUGACCAAUCCGUAGAUGACCGUGCAUUUUCACGUCAACCGCCCCUCGGUGAGGAGCGGAGAUAUACUCCUGACACAGUUCACCAGCAAUCAAAUCAGCUGCCUUUGGCAGGGAAUGCAAGAGAAGUGAUAACUCAACAGCCUUCAGGUCCCUGUUUGUAUUACAGUCAAGCAUCAUUCCCGCCACUGCAGGGUAAUCCACAUAGAACUUUCUACCAAGGGUACCCCGCGUUACCUCUGUUGAAACCAUGCUACCCGUCUUUCACUUUCUCCACUCCUGUCCAACCUGUGAUGGCACCUCACCUCAUGCAACCACCGCAUCCUCAACAGGUCUUUAUGCCACCGUUCCAGUACAGAAAUCAAAUGAUGUUCUCUAACUUAGUCCCACCAAGCUUAGGCCUUCCAUCUGUGCCUCAUGCCCAACUUCAGCCACAGUUAUUUCCAGUUUUUCAAGCUGCCACGGCCUUUCCUUGCUUUUCCGGUGUAAAUCUUUAUGAGCAAGCACAACAGGCAGCUGGUCCACCUGUUGAUGCCAGUGGCCAACUGGUCUUUACUCAUUCAGCAACUGCACUCUCCCAAGGUGGUUCUGUCGUCAGUGACUCGAUGGAUUCGUGCGGCUCGCAGGGUAGUUUGGUGGAUUCCAGUUCAGAUACGUCUUCAGUCCAUAGUUCAUUUGAGGGAAUGAUGACUUCGCCAGUAAAUCAGACAGAUGAUAAUUUAAAAUCUUUCCUUGCUAAGGCAGAUAACGACUUCGGCUAUACAACGACGGUAGCAUACAAGGACACUCAGAAAGAACCUAAAGAAGAUUUCAAAGAAAACAACCCACUGUCUGGACACAAACACGAGAGCCAAGUAGUUACGUUAGCAAAACUUUGCCACAUGAAGGUAUCUGGUAGUGACAUCAGCUCAAGCCACCAAUACUGUGAAAGUCAAGAGGACCUCGUGCAUAAACAAGUUACAAUUUUGUCCCAUGAAGAGAGUGUGAUGGGAAUGGGAAGGCGACUGUCACCGGAUGGAAGUAGUGUGGAGGGCGUUUGUCUCGAUUUAUCAAGCAACGAUUUCAAAGACGAAUUUUCAAAAGAAGCAAGUGGAUCUCCAAGUGAUUGGGACAAUUUGUCAAAAGAAUGUUGUAGCUAUACUCAAACUGUUGUGAAAGAACUGAAGAAUGGAAAUAUUAAAGAUAGUGGUCCAUCCCCAAAACCGCAGCGGAUCAAAGGAAAAUGUUCUCGGAGAUGGAAAAGUACCCAAUCUUCGUCUUUUUCAACCUCAUCGCAUGACGAUCUUUCUCCAGGAACUGAGCAACUUUCAGUAACGUGUCUUACAGUGAAUGAACAGUCUUCCAUCUGUGAGAAUAAUAACAAUUCUUUUAAACUGGAAGAUGGUGAUAUAAGCUGUGUCAACGAUACAGGUCAGCGUUUGAAAACAAGGAAGAAUCACAGGAGAGUGCGAUUUUCUAAGCGGGACUCUGCUCGAUGUAGAGAAAGUUUUUCAUCGCUACAGCAGCCCUCUAAACGUCAGGAAAAUCAUAGUAUUGGUAGAACAGCUCGUGAAGUCUGGGAAAGAGGUCUUACUGACAAGUUGAAGGGGCCAUUUAAGGAAAAGUCAUCAAGGAAGGGAACUUUAGAGGAAAAAGUGCCCAAGCUUGGUACAAAGAUUGACAAGAACAACAAUUCCUGA